Cryptotermes secundus is the source of this 1792-nucleotide messenger RNA. Its product is annotated as methyl farnesoate epoxidase. Gene Ontology annotation, cellular component: intracellular membrane-bounded organelle; cytoplasm. Gene Ontology annotation, molecular function: heme binding; iron ion binding; oxidoreductase activity, acting on paired donors, with incorporation or reduction of molecular oxygen, reduced flavin or flavoprotein as one donor, and incorporation of one atom of oxygen. Bases 52 to 1572 code for a protein of 506 amino acids. The transcript has 9 exons. Gene Ontology annotation, biological process: xenobiotic metabolic process. The record is from RefSeq and is a predicted model, not a curated record. Lineage: Eukaryota; Metazoa; Arthropoda; Insecta; Blattodea; Kalotermitidae.
CACUGGCCGCGUGGCAACGACUGGAGGGAAGGCAUUCUCAGGACGGCCACAAUGUGGACACUGCUACUUCUGGCAGUGACUUUCGUCCUCGCUGUAGCUUCCUACAUCAGGAGAUUCGGGAAACCUGCCAAUUUUCCACCAGGGCCAGCAUGGCUGCCCAUAGUGGGCAGUGCGCCUUACCUGAAGAAGCUGUGUAGGGAGCUGCGCUACUUGCACCUGGCAGCUGCCCACAUGUCCGAAGAGUACAAAUCCCCUGUGAUCGGCCUGAAGCUGGGGAGCGAACCCACCAUUGUGGUGCUUACACACGACGCCGUGCAACAAGUCCACACGAGGGAGGAGUUCGAGGGUCGCCCCUACAAUUUCUUCAUCAAGCUCCGGUCCAUGGGCGCUCGUAGGGGGAUCACUUUCACGGAAGGAGAGAUAUGGCACGAGCAGCGUAGCUUCGCGGUGAGGCACCUCAAGCAGCUGGGCUACGGGAAGCAGUUGAUGGAGAACAUGAUCACGAAGGAGGUGCUGGACUUGCUGACGACGUUGCGUAGGGAAGGCAGUGGCGGCCGACGCGAGAUCAGCGUCGGGCGGUACGUCACACCCUGCGUCCUGAACGUUCUGUGGGUGCUGGUCACAGGGUCGCGUUUCUCGUCCUGGGAUGACCCCCAACUGCAGCAUCUCAUGCAACUCAUGAGCCGCAGAGCGAAGGCUUUCGACAUGUCUGGAGGCGCACUCAACCAGUUCCCAUGGUUACGCUUCUUCGCGCCGGAAUGGAGCGGCUACAACAUAAUUACGCGCAUCAACGCUCAGCUCAAGGAGAUGAUCAUGGGAACAAUCAACGAACAUUUGAAGAGAUACGAUCCAAAUGUAACCAGUGACCUUGUUGACGCAUACAUCCAUGAGAUGGAAGCCAGAAAGAACCUUGGAUCUUCAAAUUUCACGUAUGACCAGCUGAUGCAAAUCUGCAUGGAUUUCUUCAUUGCGGGCGCUAUUCCGAUUGGUGCCACACUGGACUUCCUGGUGCUCAUGAUGCUUCUUCAUCCGGAUGUCCAGCAGAAAGCACAGAAGGAGAUCGACACUGUGGUUGGGAAGGACAGGUUACCCCAGCUAAGCGACAAACCGCAGCUGCCUUACCUAGAAGCGGUGCUGAUGGAGUUGCAGCGGAUGUACAUUGUCACACCAGUCACUGGCCCCCGACGAGUUACACGGGACACAAUCCUGAAUGGGUAUAACAUUCCUAAGGACACGACAGUACUCAUCAGUCUGUGGUCUGUGCACAGGGACCAGAAGCACUGGGGCGAUCCCGAUGUGUUCCGACCUGAGAGGUUCAUCAACAAGCAGGGAGAACUGAUUAAAGAUGACUGGUUACUAAACUUUGGGGUCGGCAAAAGACGUUGCCUAGGAGAGGCACUGGGUAGAAGCUGUGUCUUUCUGUUCUCUGCUGGAAUCCUUCAGCAUUUUGAAAUCCUGUCAGUGCCUGGGAAAGACCUGCCCUCCUCAAAACCAAUACCAGGCAUCACGAUGUCACCGCCACCAUAUGAAGUCCUACUGAGACCACGUACCGAGCAGGCAACAAAAUCAUAACAAAAAUCAAAAGUAUUUGUUUUGCAGACAACACUGCCUACUGCAAGGAGCAGAGAAAAAGCAGAAGAUGAAUUUUUGUUGAGUAAAUAACGCAGCAUAUAAAUUCCCGUAGCGUGAAUUAUAGGCUAUAUUCCUGAAUAACUGAUAUUAUAAUAUUAUAAUUUAUUCUGUUUUUAAAGUUUUAUACAUUUUUGUCAGAGUCCCAAAUUUUGAUACUUAA